CGAAGAGUAUACUUUUCUUCCGCCACCAAUGGCUCUACUCUUGUACAUCACUUGCGCUUUGGGCGUCGCCUUGAUUGUUAGCAGGCUACUUCACAAACAUCGCACUCGUGGAAUGCCGUACCCACCUGGCCCUCCAGGACUUCCCAUCCUGGAGAAUAUUCUCGAUAUUCCGAAAGAGAAAGAAUACAAAAUCUAUGCCCAGUGGGGAAAGCAAUAUGGCGAUGUUUGCUCUGUAUCUACCUUUGGCACCAGACUUAUCAUUCUAAACUCUCCCGAAGCCGUGUCCGAUUUGAUGGACAAGCGGAGCGCGAUUUACUCCAAUAGGCCCGCGUACACAAUGGCCGGAAACCUUUGUGGGUGGAACGACGUCCUUGUUCUCCUACCUUACGCCGCUCGUCUCCGUUCGUACCGCACGAUGGUGCAUAAGAUGAUUGGGACCAAAAGUGCUCUCCAGGAGUUCGAUGGCUUCAUGGAACGAGAGGCUAUCCUUUGCGCACGUCGUUUGUUGGAAGAUCCAAAUGAUUUCAUUGGGCCCAUACGCAAGGGUGUUGGCGCCAUUAUAUUGAUGAUAUCGCACGGGUAUAAUGUCAAGAAUGAACACGAUGCUCUGGUCAGAGCUGCGGAUGACGCUACCGACCAAAUCGGCAUUCUUCUGACACCGGGAACAUUUGUGGUCGAUCUUAUUCCCAUGCUACGCUUCCUUCCCCGAUGGGUGCCGUUUCACCUGAAGGCGCAACGCUGGAAGGCUCUCUUGCAUAAGAUGACCGACGACUCAUACAGCUUUGCUAAAGCUGCUAUGAUCGAAGGAAGAAAGCUGCCAAACCUCGUGAGCAGGUUCAUGGAUGGCCGUCAAGUCAGCAAGGAAGAAGAGAGCAACAUCAAAUGGGCCGCGUCCAGCUUAUAUUCAGGAGGCGCUGACACGCCCGUCUCCGCGAUGCAUUCGUUCAUCCUCGCAAUGGUUCUGUAUCCUGAGGUACAAGCGAAAGCCCAGGCCGAAAUCGAUAGAAUCGUCGGAACGGACAGGCUUCCGACGUUGGCCGACAAAGAGAGCUUGACCUACAUCGUCUGUCUCAUGAAAGAAGUUCUGCGUUGGGGGCACACCUCGCCUUUAGGUGCACCUCAUUGUGUGACUCGUGACGAUGUCUAUAACGGGUUCUUCAUUCCAAAGGGAUCAGUUGUAAUUGCCAAUAUUUGGCAUUUUCUUCACGACCCGGACGUGUAUCCUGACCCUCAUACUUUCGACCCCGAAAGGCACAUAUCCUCAAAAGAUAAACCUGCGCAGCGUGAUCCCUACGAUGUGUGCUUUGGAAUCGGGCGCAGGACCUGUCCUGGAACUCAACUAUCGGACUCGAUGCUUUUCAUCUUCAUGGUCACUCUUCUGGCCACGUACAAUAUUAAUAAAGUCAAGACUAGCGAUGGAGUCGGCGAACCGAAGUACGACUUCACGAGUGGCGUUCUCAUUCGCCCAAAGGCUUUCCGUGCGGCCUUGACACCGCGCUCGGCGGCCGCUCGAGCACUUCUCAACGAAGAGGAAGUGUAG
Molecule: messenger RNA, 1540 nt
Organism: Stereum hirsutum FP-91666 SS1
Lineage: Eukaryota; Fungi; Basidiomycota; Agaricomycetes; Russulales; Stereaceae
Product: cytochrome P450
Exons: 13
Coding region: 29-1540 (503 amino acids)
Molecular function (GO): iron ion binding; oxidoreductase activity, acting on paired donors, with incorporation or reduction of molecular oxygen; heme binding
Source: RefSeq, a predicted model, not a curated record